AUCCACAUUCCAUUAAAACAAGAACUGUUCUGAGCUCUGAGCUCCACCUCCUCACAGCUCAGACGAGAAACGCCGCUGAGGAAGGAUUAAAGAAAAACAAGGAAUCAGAAGAACUUGGAUUAUAAGAACACACUGGAACAAACGGACACGUGCUGAAGACAGGCCAGAGCUUUGAUCCACCCUGUACGGUGACGACAUCCAGAAACGAGCUUCCCAGAAGAGGAAAUGGACGUGAGCACCAUGAUCAGCAGACCUGAGUCACCUGGCUGUAAAUCUGAGGCGAGUGGCUGGUCAGCAGAGCAACCCAUUGACUUUAAAACAGCGAAACCGCUGGACAUUAAAAGCACAAUGAUGGUGGCCAGGCCAGGGUCACCUAGCUGCAGGUCUGAAGCGAGUGACUGGUCAAUGGAGCAGCCUAUUGCAUUUCGACCAGAUCCGUGGGACCAGAAAAGCACAGUGGUUGCCAGGCCAGGGUCACCCAGCUGCAGGUCUCAAGCAAGUGACUGGUCAAUGGAGCAGCCAAUUGCAUUUAAUGGAACCGAACCUCUGGACACGAAAAGUCUGCUGUCUGGAGUAACAUCAACUGCAGACAGCGGCGUGUCUAUGACGACUGACCAGUCACGUGAAGAACCUCGAGAACACAGGCUGAGCUCUCAUUACGCUGAGGCUGGAGACGUGGCCUGUGAUCUGUGUGAAGGAAGGAAGUUAAAAGCAUUCAAGUCCUGCAUGACCUGCCUUGCCUCCUUUUGCGAGGCACACGUCAGAGAUCACUACACAGUGGAGGCACUGCAGAGACACCUACUGGUGGAGGUCACCAAAAACCUCAACAUACUUCAGGAGAACGCUCAGCUGAAGAAAAUAAUCAGGGAGGAACGGUCAGAGAAGACGGCCCUGAGGAAAGAGGUCACUACUCUGAGGCAGACGAUCUGUGAACUGAGGCAGACGAUCUGUGAGCUGAGGCUUCCUGACUUCAUCUGCAAAGGGAAGAUACCUGCAGCAGCUGAUCUGGUGUUGGAUCCUGACACGGCUCAUUCCGCGCUUGUGUUGUCUGACGACGGUAAACGAGUGCGGCUGGGGAAAGAGAAACCCCUCGAUUACAGCGCGCCGAGAUUUGACAAAUCUGAGUGCGUUCUCGCCACCGAAGGCUUCGGCUCCGGGCGGCACUACUGGGAGGUGGAGGUCAACAGAGAGUUCACCACCGGGGUCACCAGAGAGUCGGCUCAGAGGAAAGGGAGGUUCAGCUUCUCUCCUGCUCGUGGCUACUGGUGUCUCUAUCACUUCAGACAGUCCUUCACAGCUCUGGAGGAGCCCAGCAGGCGCCUGCCAAUCGACGCUGUGCCCCAGGUCUUGGGGGUCUGCCUGGAUGUGGAUGAGAAGUGGGUCGUUUUUUAUAACGCUGAGACUAAAGCUCACAUUUACACAUUCAGGCAGAUGGAGUUUGGAGACAGAGAGAAGAUCUACCCUGUAUUCACCACCCUGGAGAAAUCAGUGGGCCUGAAGAUUAAGACUGUGAACUGAAACGGUGAUUAUUGAUUGGUCGGCGAUCACGCUGUGGAUAACAUUCAUUUACAUUUACAUUUACAGCAUUUGGCUGACGCUCUUAUCCAGAGCGACUUACAACUUGAUCAU
Molecule: messenger RNA, 1629 nt
Organism: Pygocentrus nattereri (red-bellied piranha)
Lineage: Eukaryota; Metazoa; Chordata; Actinopteri; Characiformes; Serrasalmidae
Product: E3 ubiquitin-protein ligase TRIM39-like
Exons: 7
Coding region: 226-1518 (430 amino acids)
Molecular function (GO): protein binding
Source: RefSeq, a predicted model, not a curated record